This is a messenger RNA of Betta splendens (Siamese fighting fish), 2150 nucleotides long. It is a transcript of the gene ntpcr, whose product is annotated as nucleoside-triphosphatase, cancer-related. The coding region runs from base 116 to 775 and encodes 219 amino acids. Gene Ontology annotation, molecular function: ATP hydrolysis activity. The transcript is spliced from 5 exons. The record is from RefSeq and is a predicted model, not a curated record. Lineage: Eukaryota; Metazoa; Chordata; Actinopteri; Anabantiformes; Osphronemidae.
UUUUUAGUUCCAUUCUUCGUAAUUAUCUUGUUUAUGACUACCAAGUGUACUGCGCAUGCGUCGGAUCCAUGUGUACGGAAGAGCCGCGGCAGCACGUUGACGGGAGAAAAGUGAAAUGAUUAAACACGUCUUCUUGACUGGACCUCCAGGUGUGGGAAAAACCACUCUGGUCCAGAAAGUGUGUGAGGCUUUAAUGUCGGCAGGAGUGGAGGCUGAAGGCUUUUACACGGAGGAGGUCAGGGAGGGAGGCCGCCGGGUCGGCUUUGAUGUCGUCACGGUGACAGGAGAGAGGGGCCGCCUGUCCAGAACCAGAGACAGUGUUGGUGCCGCUCCCGCCGGACGGGAAUUCGCAGUUGGGCCGUACGUGGUUGACUUGCCUGCAUUUGAAAACCUGGCUCUCCCCCUCUUCAGAAACGUAGGGGCGGCAGAUGGUGGCAGCAGGAAGGUGUUCGUCAUCGACGAGAUUGGAAAAAUGGAGCUCUUCAGCCAGUCGUUCAUCAGGGCGGUGAGGCAGACUUUAGAAAGCUCUUCCUGCUCCAUCCUGGGCACCAUCCCCGUCCCCAAGGGCAAACCGCUGGCUCUGGUGGAAGAGGUGCGGAGCAGGAGGGAUGUCAAGGUCUUCACUAUUCCUCAGCGCUCGGCAACGCUCCCUCAAAUGAAGGUCACAUCUCAGCGUGGACCGGGCGCGCGGGUCCCGACAGCCGCCGCCGCCACGGGGAUUUGCACGACAGACAAAGCGCCGGCGUUGGGACGCGAGGCUGUAAUUGAGCUUUAAUUCAAGUGGUCGUGCUAAUGGGAGCGCUAACGUCUGCAGGGCUCUGACAGGUGGGCGUUUACUGUCAGGUGGGAUCUCAGAGCUGUUUGAUCUGUGCUCCUCACCACUAUCUCACACUGUUGCAGACCACAGAUGACCCCAGAACCAGUCCUACCAUUGCUCCACUUUGAUGGGCUGCUGGAGGCAGGCGGUGUUGGGUUUCAAAGCCUGUGUGUGCGUGGGGGGGCUUCUGCAAGCUCGUUGUCAAAGCUCACUCUCGACACGAUUCACAUUAAGCAUGAACCGAUCGUAAAACACUAACACAGAUCAGUGCUUUUCUAAUGGACCUACACAAAGCGCCAGUGGAUUCUCUGUGCAGCUGUAACUAUUUUCCAUCAACAGCAGAGGAGGGGUCAAGGCCUGAGGACAUCCCUCUCCUGUUACACUAGCAUGUGAUGCCUUCAGUGACUUGUGGUAACCCCUGUGAUUCACUCUUUAGCUGCACCGGUUCCAUCGGCUGCUAUCAGUGGUCACAAAAAGUAGCAAACUGAAGUGAGGAGCGGCACGUGGGGGGGGGGGCGCGUAUCCAUUUCGCCAUGUAAUCCCAGAGUGGAGGAAGCCUCCAGAGUGUGGUGAGUGCAUGGGGGAGCUGCAGCCCCCCCCCAGAGCUGGAGGAAACAGCGGGAGCUGUCAGCGGAUGAUAUGUAGGUCAAAGGGCACGGAGGGAACACAAAGAUCGGGGCCACGGUGAUCAAUCGAUGGGCCGGUGCCGCGUCCCUCGUGGCUGCGGAGGAUGUGGCUGUCGCUGCGAAGGUGACGGAGAGGAACGACACACAAAACCCGUCUUCAUAGUGGUGGUAGACCUGGAGUUGCUGCAGUCGGCCCAUAUCGAGCAAAUAGAUCCCACAUGUGCAGGCAGCAACGAGAACAUUACCCUGUCGUAUCCCAUGUGUCCCGGCGGAUUAUUAAUUUAUACAUGCGUAGCUGGCGUGCACCAUGGACAUGACUUAUAUGGGGUUUGCUGCAUUAAACAGAACAUGUGUAGGGUGGAGUUUACUGUACAGGAGUGGAGUCACGCAGCAUCGGUAAUGGUUCACAGACCGCCGGCCUGCCGUGAUUAAUGUCUCUGCUGGACACUUUGGACAAAUGUGCACCACAAACGCACGGACGUCUCCCAGCGUUUCGCUUCCAGGCAUCACCUCAGCCACCGUGCGCGUGCACGUACGUGUGCGCGCGGUGCAGUGCAUGCUGGGGCCCCGGCGCGGCCGUUCAGUGGAAAGGUGAGGUAAUGGCUGGGCCAAACCGCAGCGUGAAGGAUGGUAACUGGGAGCAAGAGGUGCUCCUCUGUAGCUACAGCGUCUGGUGACGUCUGGGUAGUUGCAUGGUUCACACAGUA